UCAUGACAGUUACAUUAGGGUCGGCAACCUUUCUAGCCUAGCCUUUUUUUGUCUGUAUGUACUCCGAUGUGCGCGAAAGCUACGCCCAUUUAUCUUAUUUUUCUCCAAUACUUGUAAACCCUUUGUAAAAUUAUUCGUUAUCGUCGCAAUGAAGCUGCGUUUCAUCGUUAACGAGGAGUAUCAGAAUCACGGUUGUUUUCCCUGCCUAUACGUGCGCUAAACUAUAUACUGGGGGAGGCGUAACGCGACGUACACACAUACACAGAGAGAUAUACCUUGGAUACCGACUGAUACGACAGCUGACACUGCUGGUCUUUCCGAUCUUCGACUGAAGUAGAAUAGCAGAUAAAGCGCAUCCAGCCCCACCAUGGAACUUUGUACCUGAUCUCUGCACGACCUUCUGGUGACGAGCAAAGCUCCCGAUCCGCACACAGAAUUUGAAGUGGUUUUUUCGCUUUCUUCGACCGAACCUCUCGAUCCCGAGGCGAAAAAAAGGGUUUUGCGAAGAUGUCGGGAAACGGAGCCUACUGUUCGCCGUCGCGCUCGUCGCUGAGCUGCUGUCAGGUCGAGAACAGCAGCCAAAACGACGUGAACGAGGUGUGCGCCAACGGCAAUGCGCAGCUCAACAACAACUACUUUGUGCAGGAGAAGCACCAGUUUCCCAAGAGGCCGGAGGUGGAUCUGCAGUUUCGGGACAUCACCUACCGCGUCAGAUCGUGGAACCUCAAGACUCUCAAGCCAGCUACGAAGGAGAUCCUGCACGGCGUGAGCGGAGAAUUCCGGGCCGGCGAGCUCACGGCGAUCAUGGGCCCGUCGGGCGCUGGCAAGUCUACUCUCCUCAACGUGAUGGCCGGAUUUACGGUACAAGGUAUGGGUGGCGAGAUCCUCGUGAACGGAAAGACGAGGACGGCCAACAGCCAGAGCUGGCGACGCACCUCCUGCUACAUCCAGCAGUACUCGCUGCAACGCACCAAACUCACGGUCGGCGAGGCGAUGACCCUCGCGGCCCAUCUUAAGCUUGGCUCUAGCAUCAGUUCCGGCAUCAAGCACACGCAGGUCUUGGAGCUGCUCGAAAUUUUAGGAUUAAGUCACUGUUACGACACGCUGUGCGGCAAAUUAUCCGGGGGCCAGAAAAAACGGCUCGACGUCGCUCUCGAGCUGCUCAGCAAUCCUUCAGUAUUAUUCCUCGACGAACCCACGACAGGUCUCGACUCGGCGUCUUGCAGCCAAUGCAUAGCCCUUCUGCGACGACUUGCCCGCAUCGAGCGUCGCACGGUAGUCUGCACGAUCCACCAGCCCAGUGCCCUCCAAUUCGAGAUGUUCGACUCGCUGUACGCCCUCGCCGCUGGACACUGCAUCUACAACGGCCCCGUCGGCGGUCUCCUGCCGCACUUUAACUCCCUCGGCGUGCACUGCCCCCCUUACCACAAUCCUGCCGAUUUUCUUUUGGAAGUGGCGAUCGGCGAUUACGGGAUCACGACCGACAAACUGAUCGCGGCGGUGGACAAGUGCAACGAGAACCAGAAGACGAUCGCCCCGCCCAUCAAGCCGCUCCUGGAUUCCAAACCUAAAAAAGUCGAUAGCAGCGAAGAAGACGACCAGCUGAGCAAAGAGGAGCCACCCCCGGUGCCCGCGAGCUUCUUGUACCAGUGCUACCUGCUGUACAAGCGCCAACUGAUGAGCCUGAAGCGCGACUACUUCCUACUGGCGGUCCGAUUGAUGUGUCACCUGCUGAUCGGUAUAAUAUUCGGUUACCUAUACAUGGGCAGCGGCUACCGGGCGAACGGCGUGCUCGCCAACUACGUAUACCUGUACGGCUCGCUGCUGCUCCUCGUCUACACCGGCAAAAUGGCAGUGACGCUGGCCUUUCCACUGGAGAUGCAGAUCCUGUCGAGGGAGCACUUCAACCGCUGGUACAGGCUGGCGCCCUACUACAUAAGCAUGCUCCUUAUCGAGGUCCCGUUCCAGGCUGCCUGCGCGGCCACGUACCUCGCGGUCAGUUACUGGCUCACCGGCCAGCCCCUCGAGGCCGAGAGGGUAUUCAUGUUCAUGAUCGUGAGCAUCGCGGCGAGCUUGUGCGCCCAGGCGUGGGGCUUCUUCAUCGGCGCGACCACUCCGGUCAAGAUUGCCGUGUUCGCUGGGCCGAUCAUAGCCGUGCUCUUCUCGGUGUUUGGCUUUUGCAUUCGUUACUACGACACACCCAAGGGCUUUCGUUGGAUAUUCCACAUCUCGUACUUCCGGGCGGGCUUCCACAGCCUCCUGAUGACCGUCUACGGCCACAACAGAACUAACCUCUACUGCGAACAGUUGCCCGACGAUCUGAGCUACUGCCACUACAUGCAGCCGACCAAGUUCCUCAAGGAGAUGGAGAUACUCAACACUAACGUCGUUGAGAAUCUGACCCUCAUCGUCAGCAUGGGUGUGCUCAUGCAUCUGCUCACGGCUAGCGCCCUCUGGUGCAAGCUCAAUCGCCGGUGAGCUCAGCGAGUGAGUUACCGCAGGUUUUUUUUUUGAACAAUUUUUUGCUUGCCUAGUGUAAAUUUUGUACAUAUACAAAGUGCCGUCGGAGUGGAGAAAAGCGAGAGUCGAGUUUUUUGUUUUCAACCUUACUUUUAACGAGCAUGAGUGACUUUUUUAUGAAUUUUUAUUGCGAGUUUCGUUUUUCAGUCUACUGGUGUGUGUGCGUGUGUGUGACUUUUCGAGAGUUUCGAUACAAACAGGUUUUUCCGAUCGUUACCACUGUUAGGACUUCCUUAUUGUUCCCGAUAAAUUUUUAAUGGCCUUUUUUUCAUGUGCGUUAAAUUAUGUAAGUUUGAACCCUGACACAGAGUUUUGCGCUCUAUUUUAUUGAUGGCGCAAAGAUUACUAUUUAUUAUACCUAAGGUGGUAUGCAUAGUUACAGAAAAUCACCAUAGAAAUCAAUUGAAAACGAGAGGUUGAAUUUUUGUACAGCAGCGUUGGUCGUUAUUUUACUGUAUGAUUCUGGAUAGAAGAAGAGUAAUUAAGGUUCUUCUUCAACAAUCAUACUCUCCAGCUCUCUUUACUUAUGUAUACAUAGAUAUUUUAUAGCUAUUGUAAAAAUUUGUUGAUAUCGUACUAUAAUGUGUUUUUUGUGGCGACAGCUUUGAAUUAUUGGCGAUUAUUCUAGUUCAUAAGGUAAAAACACAUCAUUCGUGAUUUGUAUUGUAAAUUAUCGUCUUGUAGUUUUUUGACAACACUUUAUGAUUAUUAAUAUGUGUAAAUAGAAAAGAGAAGUGAUGUCUUAAUCGAUUUUUUUAAUAUUAAUGAUAAAAAAGUGAAAAUAUAAAGAUUGGGAAAACUAUGGAUUUUUAUGAUAUUCUACAUUUAUCUAAAAUCAAUUAGAAUAUUAAUACACGUUUGUAAGAUUUAUUUUUCUUUCUUCAUUUAAAUAAUUAUCCUUAGAUUUUGCGCGAUGUGCAAGUAUUUCAGUAUUUAUCAUGAGUUAAAAAUAAUUUCUAUGGUUAAGGACAAAAUAUCUCGUGGACCUUUUCAUUUGCCGCUUGUUAUACUUAUUAUAGAAAAAGUAAAAUAGAUUUUGACUUUAAGUUAUGAGAACUUAAAAAUUGUAAAUUAAGGCUCGAAAGAGAUACUUGUCAGAAUGUAUUGGUGAAACAAGUUAGUAAAGUACUAGUCGUAAAUUAAUCAAAAAAUUGUAUACUACGUAGAUGCGUAAGUGAAUUUUCUGGGUUUUAUCAAACCUUUUUGUAAUUACUGAAUAAACUUUUAAAUUAUUUGAUAGUAAAAA
Messenger RNA from Copidosoma floridanum, 3766 nucleotides. RefSeq names its product ATP-binding cassette sub-family G member 1. Gene Ontology annotation, biological process: transmembrane transport. Gene Ontology annotation, molecular function: ABC-type transporter activity; ATP hydrolysis activity; ATP binding. The record is from RefSeq and is a predicted model, not a curated record. Lineage: Eukaryota; Metazoa; Arthropoda; Insecta; Hymenoptera; Encyrtidae. Gene Ontology annotation, cellular component: plasma membrane.